AUGGACAAGAUUAUGAAUGCCGCCCAGGAGUACCUUGAGAGGGACGACGACAGCAAGUCCAAGCAACAGCAGGGCUACGAAUCUCACGGCGGCAACUACCCCGCGGGCGGUGGAGCUUUUGCCGACGACGACGACGACGACGAUGAUUAUCGUCACGCCGCCAACGAGGCUUCACGCCACGCGGGUUCCCAUGGUGAUACGGACUUGUUCUCAAGUGUGCUGAGCGCUGUGACGCAGAAGAAGGCACAGCUUAGAAACGAGGACAUCGACGAAGAUGACGCCGUGAAGAAGCACAAAAAGUUCUUCGGCGGCGACGAUGACGGCGAGAAGGCCGACGACAAGGGCCUCGGUGUCGCAGCAGCGAUGCAGGCACUCAAGAUGUUCUCGAGCGGUGAGACGGGCGGCCAGAAGCAGAGCCAGGGCGGGUUCGCAGGUCUGGCCAUGGCCGAGGCCAGUCGGCUUUUCGACCAGCGCCAGUCGCAGGGUAAGGUCGCCGACGGCACGAGCAAGGAGUCGGCCAUUCAGCAGGCGGGCGAGAUGGCACUCAAGAUGUACUUCAAGAGCCAAGGCCAGCAGCAAAGCGGCAUCAUGGGCUUGGCGUCCAAGUUCAUGUAG
Molecule: messenger RNA, 615 nt
Organism: Colletotrichum navitas
Lineage: Eukaryota; Fungi; Ascomycota; Sordariomycetes; Glomerellales; Glomerellaceae
Exons: 4
Coding region: 1-615 (204 amino acids)
Source: RefSeq, a predicted model, not a curated record